Sorghum bicolor (sorghum) is the source of this 591-nucleotide messenger RNA. RefSeq lists its product as uncharacterized. Bases 1 to 369 code for a protein of 122 amino acids. The transcript is spliced from 4 exons. NCBI's taxonomy places the organism in Eukaryota, Viridiplantae, Streptophyta, Magnoliopsida, Poales, Poaceae. The record is from RefSeq and is a predicted model, not a curated record.
AUGGCGGUGUUCGGUUGGAGCGGCUGCAGUGGUGAGCGCGCAUGGGUGGCCGUCGUAGGCGCGAGCACAUGUUGCUACAGCCGGCGACCGCUUCCUCCAUAUGGCGGCGCCCCUUACCCCCUCCCCACCUGCAGCCGCACCCCCUUCUCCAACGAACAUCUUCUUCCCCAACCGGCGGAUUUAUUGCACAGAGAUGGCAGAGUGGAAAGCCAGAUACUAGGAGAAGUUUGGCUUCGUGUUUAUGAUUUGUGCCUCUCAGAGGACUGCACCAAGCUAAGGUCACCAGUGGCUUGCAACAACUUCCUGAUGCUUCUUGCAGAGAUUGUGCAGGUCAUGCUAGACAAGUGCUAUAUUUUGCAGGAGUCAUAAGGUAGCAUCAAGGUAAAAAAAAAUUGUAUUUGUAGUGCAUUUUGGAGUAUUCCAUCAGAGUGAUUCAAUCCUACAUCCUACUUCAAGAAUGUUAUUCUCACGUACCAUUUGAUAAUGUGUAGCAGCCUGCCAAUGUAAUUAUAUCCUUUUGAUCCAAGGUAAAAAAAGAAAAUUAUAUUUGUAGUGCAUUUUGGAGUAUUCCAUCAGAGUGAUUCAAUCCUA